Messenger RNA from Lachancea meyersii CBS 8951, 420 nucleotides. The record is from the annotation of a GenBank genome assembly. NCBI's taxonomy places the organism in Eukaryota, Fungi, Ascomycota, Saccharomycetes, Saccharomycetales, Saccharomycetaceae.
AUGUCUUUUAACGGUAUAGGAUUGAAAAGUGCCAAGGGCUCCUCAACCUCUGGCCACGUCCAGCAAUCGCUCGCUUCAAAUAAAGACCGCAAAAAUGCAAAGAACUAUCUAAGUCGAGUGGAAAAGUCUCAGGAUCGAUCCAAGGAUGUCAAGACUCGGCAGAAACGCAAGGACAUCAGUAUACUGGAGCAUUUAAGUAGGCGGGAGAUCGAGGUUCGAGUUUCCGAGUAUCGCGACAAACUGGAAGAAGACGACACAAUGGAUGACGCUGCAAUUGAUGCCAAGUGCCAAGAGUAUCGACUCAAGGCUGUGGAAGACUGGAAGAAAGAGCGGGAAGACGAAAAACUGCGAAAUGCGUACAGUUCCCGCAAGAAAAGAGCUGCACGAGACAACGAAGGUGCUGAGUCAGAACGCAGUUGA